GGGGCAAACUGGCACAGGAGUGACGACUGCCGACUUCAUACCCGCAUACGGACGUUCAAACCGCUCAACCUGCAUCGUAAUUUGAAACCAGCCAAGGCUUGCCGACUACUCCAAUACAAGCCUACCAACUGUCACCAAGUCUCCCACCCAGACACAUAUCCCUCUUUCGACUUCAACGCCGGAACUGAAAUCCUGAGAGGCCCGUAGACGAAAUACCCCGCCGGUCAAAGCUUUCUGUAUAGUCUUCUGGAACUUAAUAGGCAUCAUAACUAUGUCUGGAAAAUUCGAGCCCAAGGUUCCUGUGAAUCUGAACCCUCCAAAGGACGAUCCCAUCUCCGUCGAUGAGCUGUCCAAAGCCGAUGGGUCCGACGGACAAAAGUGUUACGUUGCCAUCAAGGGCAAAGUCUAUGACGUGAGUGGUAACAAGUCAUACCAGCCAGGAGGGUCCUAUCAUGUUUUUGCGGGGAAGGAUGCUUCUCGUGCGCUGGCCAAGUCGUCGGUCAAGGCAGAGGAUGUGACCAUGGAAUGGAAAGACCUGGAUGACAAGGAGCAGACGACACUUGAAAACUGGAUCACGUAUUUCUCCAAGAGAUACAACAUCGUCGGAGUCGUCGAAGGUGCUACCAACAUGGAAUAAAUCGGAACGGUCUUCGGCAGGCUCAGAGGGGCGAAGAUGGAUGGUUGUGUUCGGAGGGAAGUUGUUGGUUGGUGUCCUGACACGGCAUUUGUGAAAAUUUUAGAAACAUGCAGCUCUCCCUCAGAAUGGAUAUUCUCGUCU
Messenger RNA from Pseudomassariella vexata, 778 nucleotides. Its product is annotated as cytochrome b5-like heme/steroid binding domain-containing protein. The record is from RefSeq and is a predicted model, not a curated record. The coding region runs from base 272 to 637 and encodes 121 amino acids. NCBI's taxonomy places the organism in Eukaryota, Fungi, Ascomycota, Sordariomycetes, Amphisphaeriales, Pseudomassariaceae. Gene Ontology annotation, cellular component: membrane; endomembrane system. The transcript has 4 exons.